AUGUUCAAGUAUCCCGAAUUGUAUGAAGACAAGGCUGAGAAGUUGCGAGUGUUUACAUUCUCGGAGCUCAGGCGGGCCACCAAUGGCUUCAGUUGGCUUGUAAAGAUUUGGGAAGGCGAAUUCAAAAGUUUGUAUGAGGGUACUAUCAAGCCUUCUGAUGGAAAGGGUGAGCCAAUUGUGGUUGCCAUUAAGAAACUCAACAAAGAUGGUUAUCAGGUAUUGAUUAGCCUUUGA
Molecule: messenger RNA, 234 nt
Organism: Ilex paraguariensis (yerba mate)
Lineage: Eukaryota; Viridiplantae; Streptophyta; Magnoliopsida; Aquifoliales; Aquifoliaceae
Source: the annotation of a GenBank genome assembly